Molecule: messenger RNA, 405 nt
Organism: Strongyloides ratti
Lineage: Eukaryota; Metazoa; Nematoda; Chromadorea; Rhabditida; Strongyloididae
Product: 40S ribosomal protein S24
Exons: 2
Coding region: 1-405 (134 amino acids)
Biological process (GO): translation
Cellular component (GO): ribosome
Molecular function (GO): structural constituent of ribosome
Source: RefSeq, a predicted model, not a curated record
AUGGUUAUUAGUACUUCUGGUGCUGUAGUUAUUUCUACAAAAAAGAUUGUCAACAAUAGACUUAUGAACAGAAGGCAAAUGAUUGUUGAAAUCCUUCAUCCAUUGAAAGCAACAAUAUCAAAAAAAGAUUUACAAGAAAAACUUGCUGCUCUUUAUAAAACAACUCCUGAUGUUGUUGUACCAUACGGUAUCAAAUCUCAAAUUGGUGGAGGUAAAUCAUCAGGUUUUGCCAAAAUCUAUGAUUCCCUUGAUGACGCUAAGAGAUACGAACAUAAAUACAUGAUUGCUAGACUUACUGGAGUUAAGCUCGAAAAAUCCGGACGUAAACAACGUAAGGAACGUAAAAACAGACAAAAGAAAUUCAGAGGAACUGCUAAGGUAAAGGGAGCUGCUGCUAAGAAGUAA